AUGGUUGCGGAGUUGAUCAGCGGGUUAGAAUAUUCGAAGAAGGUUUUGACUGAUGUUGGUAUUCAUAUUGCAGAGACCAGAAAAUCGCAUCCGAAUUUUAAUUCGGUUCUUGCCAUUGUUCAGGUAAGCUAAGAAAUAUGAAGAAACUGGGAAUAGGGUUUUGAAAAAGCAAAUUUUAUACAUUUUUGAAUAAUCCUAGAAAAUUGAUUUUUUUUCUGGUAUUUUAUGAAAUAAUUUUAUGAUCUUCAAAAUGUAUUUUUGAAAUAUUUUUUUCAUUUGAAAAUCUAGUUCAGGGUCGUCUUUAAAAGUUCUGGAAGGGCCCCCAGACAUUCUGAAGGUCAGGAUUAUAAUUGAGCCUAACCUUACCCAGAACUAGGGCCCUAAAGAAUAGUUUUCUUCAAAAUUCUGGUUAUCAGGAACACUUUCACUUUUGAAAUUGAUAUUUGUCUAUUAUUAGAAGUUAUGACAGAUUCUGAUUCUAUUUUUUUCAGAUUUGAAAAAAUUCCCGCAAUUUUCCAGGUUGGUAACAGAUCCGAUUCAAAUGUCUACGUCGGCGCAAAAAUCAAAAAAGCAAAAGAAAUCGGAGCUGAAGGUAGAUUGAUCAAAUUGCCAAGUUCAAUAACUCAAGGAGAUUUGGAAAGAGAAAUCAAAGCGCUGAAUUUGGAUAAUGAGAUUGAUGGAAUUAUUAUUCAACUUCCAUUAGAUUGUAACAAUAACAUUGAUGCUGAUCAUGUUAUUGAUAUGAUUGAUCCAUUGAAAGUGAGUUCCAGCUUCGCAAAAUCCAAGAUUUUCUCUUUCUUUCAGGACGUUGAUGGUUUGACUCGUAUGAAUGCUGGUAGAUUGAUGAGAGGUGAACUUCAACGCACUAUUUUCCCAUGCACACCUUUUGGAUGUCUCUAUUUGGUUCAACAAGCCACAGGUAUUUCCGAAGAAAAACUUAUGUUAGCUCAUCAUAAAAAUUUCUUCGCAGGUGACAAAAACUACGUUGCUGGUAAAGAAGUUGUUGUUUUGGGAAGAUCGAAAAUUGUCGGUGCUCCAGCUGCUCAACUUUUCCUUUGGCAUCAUGCGACUGUCACAAUCUGUCAUUCGAAGACUAAAAAUAUCAAGGAGAAAUGCUUGCAAGCUGAUAUUUUGAUUGUUGCCAUUGGAAAGAAGCAUUUUGUUAAAGGUGGGAGCAUUUUUGGAACUAGGGAUUGGCUGGAGAAAAUUUUAUUCGAAAUAAAUUCGAUAUUCAGAAAAAAAAAGUUGAAAAUUACCUUUUCAAAAUCGUAGAUUUUUAUGAUAUCUGAUCUCAAUUGGACUAUCUGAAAUCAUGUUUUUCAAGUUUCAGACCUCAGCUCAGGUUUCAAUAAAAAUUUCCCUCACAAAAUCAGAGCUCCGAUUCAGAAAACCUGAAAAAGGCUUCCAGAAUUUUUCCAUAACUUCAGAGAAAGAUCUUCUUCAAUCAAUAACUCUCUAAUAUUUUUCCAGGAGACUGGAUCAAACCUGGCGCAGUUGUAAUUGAUUGCGGAAUCAACGUCGAUGAGCCAACGGAAGAAGGAAAGAAAAGCAAAUUACACGGAGACGUUGACUUCGAAGCAGCCAAAGAAGUCGCCGGCUUCAUCACUCCAGUUCCAGGAGGUGUUGGUCCAAUGACAGUUGCAAUGUUGAUUCGAAACACUUUUGAACAAGCAAAACGCAGACGUCUUCAUCAUGAGGUAAUUGUUUUAAUUCGAUCAAAAUAAUUUUGAAAAACGAGAAAGAGAUAAAAUCGACCCUGGUUGAUUUUUUGACGAUUUGUUCUUUAACGAAACAACAAUUUUCGUUGAUUUUAUCAAUUAAAACGAUUAGAGAGAAGAUAGAGAAAAGACAACGUGACUGUUCAAAUGAGGUAAAAGGUCGACUUGGUUUCUUGAUCAUCGUGAUCAUUAUGAACUUGGAAAAUCUUGAUGAAAUGUAUUCUAGACAGAUUUAUGCUUUAGAUGUUGUGAGCUUGAAACGAGAAAAAAAAGAUUUCUGAAAAAGUUGCAAAAAAAUCCGUAGAUUAUCGAAAGAAAAAUUUUUUUGAUUUGAAUUUGAAUGAAAAAAUUCUAAUUUUUGUGGCUUUCAGCGACAAUUAUUCAACAAAAACUAUAGUUCAGAAAUCAGUAAAUCAUUCUAAAAAUUCACAGAUUUCUUGUUUUCUUGAUCAGUUUGAUCACGAUGAACUUAAAAAUCAUGAUGAAAUAAAUUUUAAAAUGAUCUAUGCUUCAGAUUUUGUGAACUACAUUGAACUUUGAACAAAAAAGGAAUUUGAACUCGAACAAAAACUGAAAAUUCUCAUAUUUUCAGUACCAAUAUUUGUAUGGAUUUUUGAAGUCUUCAAAAAUAUAUUCACUUUUUUUGCUUAAAGUUCGUCAAAUUUUUCAAAUUCACAAGCUUUUUUUAUUCAUCAAAACAUCGUGAUAGUGAUUUGUGAAGCUUUUUUUUCCAGUUUGAUGAGUGA
This is a messenger RNA of Caenorhabditis angaria, 2464 nucleotides long. NCBI's taxonomy places the organism in Eukaryota, Metazoa, Nematoda, Chromadorea, Rhabditida, Rhabditidae. The record is from the annotation of a GenBank genome assembly.